UCUUCAAUCCCGACCCGAGAUCAUUUCUUUGGGAUUUCUGAACACGAGGGUACCUCCUUAACUUUUGACUCUGAAAGUUUGCCCUCCUCUCCGGUCACAUCGCUUUCCCCAUCCGAUAUGACUGACAGUUUCGCCUCAGCUGACGAGACCUCCGGGGAAACAGCGGGCGUGUAUCGUGGGGUUACCCAGGGACCCCAGCAGAAGACACACAAGGCGAAGAGGGGGCGCGUCAAGGACAAGGGCGAAGGCGUGGUGACGAAACAGAAGAAGAAUCGCCGAGUGAAAGCGAAUGACAGAGAGAGGAACCGAAUGCACAGCCUGAAUUCUGCUUUAGACGCGCUGAGGAGCGUCUUGCCCACCUUCCCGGACGAUGCCAAACUCACAAAGAUUGAAACGCUCAGGUUUGCUCACAACUACAUCUGGGCUCUCACUGAAACCCUGCAGAUGGCUGACCAGUGCCUGCUUCUUCCAGAGCACCAGCAAACCAGAGAAGCAUUGUUGCAAAUGCCCAGCGCGUGCACGAUGGAGCUCGGCAGUCCGCCUAGCGCCCAAUCCUCAGAAUGGGACUCCUCGGAGUAUUCGCCCGCGUCCCAGGACACUGGCAGCCAGAGCCCCGACGGGUCGACGGAGGAAGUGUGUCCAUGCUAUCUCAGAAACCCGAGCUGCAGCGCCAGUCUACACAGCAUCCACACCAUGCACAGCCCUGUCUUCCCAGCGUUUAAUUAGAACAAUGACCACUCUCCUUCUCCGCAUCCACUCUUUAUGCGUUAAUUUAUUAGAAACUCAAAAACAGAGUUCAAGAUUCUGAAAGGUCAGCGUUGUC
Molecule: messenger RNA, 823 nt
Organism: Polyodon spathula (Mississippi paddlefish)
Lineage: Eukaryota; Metazoa; Chordata; Actinopteri; Acipenseriformes; Polyodontidae
Gene: neurog3
Product: neurogenin 3
Exons: 1
Coding region: 118-726 (202 amino acids)
Molecular function (GO): protein dimerization activity
Source: RefSeq, a predicted model, not a curated record